GUUGCGUUCAUCACCUGUAGUCGUCGCUAUUUCUCACCUCACAAUCUGUUCUGAUUGAGUUGGCUAGCAUGUCUGCCACUAUUCCAGGGGCAUGGCCAACAAACGAUGCCUUGGCAGAGGAGAGUUCGCCGAGUCAUCCAAACCCGCAACACUUGCAGGCUCUCCGCGAAUAUCUUAAUGACAGCGACUUACGAAUCUUUCUGGGCGCUCGAGUGAUUAUUAAGCUUGCUAGAAUGGCUGUCAAUACCAGAAUUGCUGUUGUUGACGAACUUCCUGAAGACUACAAUUUUUUCCGCCAGCCGAUCGUGAGUAAGAUUGGGCGCGAUACCCAGAUAGAUCCAAAUCAUUAUUGGAUCGCGAUCGGCACAUCAGACGAGAUUAUGACGCUACAGAAGAAGGGUCCGGCCGCACACCAUGUCGAAAUUUUGCGGUCUAGCUCGCUGUGGCAAAUGAAGUUUUUCCUCGUAACUAGAGAAGAGAAGAGCUGGUGGAAUCCAAUCGGUUUCUCGUCGUUUCCACAUAUGGCUAUCGAACUUCAAAGUUGGAGUUCUCAAGCAAUCCAUUGUUCCCAUCUAGUGGCAUGGUUGAUGAAUCUAAAGCGGUACUUUGAAAACUUCGAUAGCAGCAGCCUUGUAUUGACAGAAGGUGAGCUCAAUACUGUGGAGGUAUCCCUGGCUGCGACAUAAGAAUCUAAUAGAGUCAUCGACGGUUUACACAAUAUAGUCAAGUGGUAUGCUGCUAUUGUCAAGGGGUUGACAGAGAAAGGACGCCUAAAUACUCAGUCUUUGGCCGGCAACAUUCAAUGACCAAUGAAAAGUCUGGAAAUCUGGUCGAUUUUGCGAUCUCGGCUUUGCCAAAACUGAUUGUGGUCAAUUUCCUAUCGAGCAGCUUCGAACAAAGUAUCAAGCGACGCCCUUCGGGGAGCCUUCACGGGUCAAAAAUCUCCUUGGCUGUGGAAAGCGAUCGAAUGUAGCGAUUGACUUAUGGUCGCGGUCACGACUCCACAGCUUCAAACGAAGAGCUUAACUCAGAUCUCUUUUGGGUCACGCUAUUUCGAUAUAGUCGUUAAAGCGACGAUGACAGAACACGUGCUUUGUUUGCC
Messenger RNA from Cladophialophora immunda, 1102 nucleotides. RefSeq lists its product as hypothetical. The record is from RefSeq and is a predicted model, not a curated record. Bases 69 to 686 code for a protein of 205 amino acids. Lineage: Eukaryota; Fungi; Ascomycota; Eurotiomycetes; Chaetothyriales; Herpotrichiellaceae. The transcript is spliced from 2 exons.